Molecule: messenger RNA, 426 nt
Organism: Diaporthe amygdali
Lineage: Eukaryota; Fungi; Ascomycota; Sordariomycetes; Diaporthales; Diaporthaceae
Exons: 1
Coding region: 1-426 (141 amino acids)
Source: RefSeq, a predicted model, not a curated record
AUGUUCACUAACAUGAAACUCGCCAAAUCACUCACGGCCGUCAUUGGCCUCGCCCACUUCGCCAUCGCAGGUAACUUUUGCCUGUCCUACAGCUACAAAUCUAUGGGCGGCAAAGGGGCGCAAGACUGGCGGACCUUCCCGGCUGGCGAGCCGUGCGACACCACCAACUAUUUCGACAAGGACAUCUGCCCUUCUCUCCCAGCGGGCGGAAGGCUGUGCGACGUCAGCUACAACCUCGUGUCAGCUGAGGACGACACCAUCGAGGACGCCGGUUGCAGCAUCGCCCUCGAGAUCGACGGGACUGUCUACCACGGGCGCCUGUCUGAUGAUGAAUUCGAUGGCAGCGAGUGCGGGGGCAAAUGCGGGUUCCCGCCCCGUUUCUUCCAGAGCAGUUACAUCUUUGAGGAUGUGCCCAUAUGCGACUGA